Molecule: messenger RNA, 720 nt
Organism: Ramularia collo-cygni
Lineage: Eukaryota; Fungi; Ascomycota; Dothideomycetes; Mycosphaerellales; Mycosphaerellaceae
Exons: 1
Coding region: 1-720 (239 amino acids)
Biological process (GO): glucan catabolic process
Molecular function (GO): beta-glucosidase activity
Source: RefSeq, a predicted model, not a curated record
AUGCCUUGGGCUGACAAUGAGAACGUUACGGCGAUUUUGUCAGCUCAUUAUCCGGGAGAGGAAAUCGGGAAUGCGAUUGUCGAUGUUCUUUGGGGGAAGCAAGAGCCUUCUGGUCGACUGCCCUACACCAUUCCUAAAAUUGAGUCGGAUUAUGGUCCACCGAUCGUGAAUCUGACCGGUGUGACUACAGACCCGAGUACGAAUUUCACCGAGGGCCAACUCAUUGAUUACAGGCACUUUGAUGCUGCUGAAAUUGAGCCCCUUUUCGAAUUUGGAUUCGGCUUGUCUUAUACUGAGUUCGAGCUGAGCCAUGAUCUGGAUGUCAACAUCAAGCCUCACCUCCCAGCGUCUCCAGACCGAACAAUGGGUAAGAUUCCUGGAGGUUGGAAAGAUCUGUGGACCGAGGUAGCAACGGUCUCCGUGGAAGUUGGGAAUGUGGGCGAAUUAUGGGGCUCCGUGGUACCACAGCUCUAUCUUUCGUUUCCCCAAGAUGAGACACCGUCUGGUACGCCUUUGAGAGUCUUGAGAGGGUUUGGCAAGGCGGUCUUGGAGCCCGGGGCCACUAAGAAGAUGACAUUCGCCCUGACUAGGAGGGAUGUGAGCUUUUGGGAUAUCUCACAGCAGGAUUGGGUCCUUCCAGACGGUACCUUCACAUUCUCGGUUGGCUUCAGCUCGAGAGAUUUCAGGGUCGAGCGAAUGUCCCGUGUCAGAACUCAGUAA